CCUUCCCUGGCCCUCCCUCCCUCCGCCCCGUCUCUUCCAAUCUCUUUCUUUCUCCCUUCAGCUCCUCCAGGUAAACCCUACUCAAGCUUGUACCAACUCGUUUUUGACUGACAGGGAGCAAGGCGAGCUGUCUUCCUCCUGGGGGAACCUGGACACCUAUGCUCCCCAGGCGACCUGCUGGGCUCACCCUCUCCCCACCCGACAGACAGCAGCCCCCCUCCCGCCAGGACGGUGCCUCGCAGCCCCUGCAGAUGUGGUCAAGAAAGCUGCUAAGAUGGUCCCCAAUGAAUGGAUAUCAACAGGACCAAGGAGCCAGUGCACCUGUGAAAGUAACUCUGCUUCUCCAUUGGAAAUCUUCAGUCCUCCCAGCAACUCCAGGCAGGAGCAGCGCCCCAUGGUGGCCAGGUGGGCGAAGGGGAGCCAGGACGGUGCGCCCGCCCUCAAGAAGACGGCUUCUGACCUGCUGAGUGGUCCCAGGAGGCCGGCAAUGGACCCCGUGCACCUCAGCAUGUCCCACGCUCCCCUGGUGAAGCACUCGGACAGGCCCCGAGUCAUGUCCAAGAGCGGGCACAGCAACGUGAGGAUCGACAAGGUGGAUGGCAUCUACCUGCUCUACCUGCAGGACCUGUGGACCACCGUGAUCGACAUGAAGUGGCGAUACAAGCUCACCCUGUUCGCGGCCACCUUCGUCAUGACCUGGUUCCUCUUCGGCGUGAUCUACUAUGCCAUCGCGUUCAUUCACGGGGACCUAGAGCCCAGCGUGCCCAUCUCUAACCACACCCCCUGCAUCAUGAAGGUGGACUCGCUCACGGGGGCGUUCCUCUUCUCCCUGGAGUCCCAGACCACCAUCGGCUACGGCGUCCGCUCCAUCACGGAGGAGUGCCCUCAUGCCAUCUUCCUGCUGGUCGCCCAGCUGGUCAUCACCACCCUGAUCGAGAUCUUCAUCACGGGCACCUUCCUGGCCAAAAUCGCCAGGCCCAAGAAGCGGGCGGAGACCAUCAAGUUCAGCCACUGCGCGGUCAUCACCAAGCAGAACGGGAAGAUGUGCCUGGUGAUCCAGGUGGCCAACAUGCGCAAGAGCCUCCUGAUCCAGUGCCAGCUCUCCGGCAAGCUCCUGCAGACCCAUGUCACCAAGGAGGGCGAGCGCAUCCUCCUCAACCAGGCCUCCGUCAAGUUCCACGUGGACUCCUCUUCCGAGAGCCCCUUCCUCAUCUUGCCCUUGACCUUCUACCACGUGCUGGAUGAGACCAGUCCCCUGAGAGACCUCACCCCCCAAAACCUAAAGGAGAAGGACUUUGAGCUCGUGGUGCUCCUCAACGCCACCGUGGAGUCCACCAGCGCCGUGUGCCAGAGCCGCACGUCGUACAUCCCCGAGGAGAUCUACUGGGGCUUUGAGUUCGUGCCCGUGGUCUCUCUCUCCAAGAAUGGCAAGUACGUGGCUGACUUCAGCCAGUUCGAGCAGAUCCGGAAGAGCCCCGACAGCACGUUUUACUGCGCGGAUUCCGAGAAGCAGAAGCUGGAGGAGAAGUACAGGCAGGAGGACCAGCGGGAGAGAGAACUGCGGACUCUCCUGUUACAGCAGAGCAAUGUCUGAUGGCGGCGCCCUGGCCUCGGUUGACCCUGCGGCCAUUCCCACAUCGGAGCUCCUUUGAACAAAAUUGGGUGGGUACCUUCUAAACACACUCCCCUGAUGGGCAACAUCCAUCUUCUCCUUUGAUUUGGUGAUGCAACAAGAAUCUCUCUACCUUCGAGAGGGCUCCUUGUUUAGUUGCUUUGUCUGAAGCGAACUCCCAAAGUUCAAAUUUUUAUAUUUCGCAGGACGUGGUGUAGGGCCGUG
Molecule: messenger RNA, 1837 nt
Organism: Pipistrellus kuhlii (Kuhl's pipistrelle)
Lineage: Eukaryota; Metazoa; Chordata; Mammalia; Chiroptera; Vespertilionidae
Gene: KCNJ15
Product: potassium inwardly rectifying channel subfamily J member 15
Exons: 4
Coding region: 275-1594 (439 amino acids)
Biological process (GO): potassium ion import across plasma membrane; regulation of monoatomic ion transmembrane transport
Cellular component (GO): plasma membrane
Molecular function (GO): inward rectifier potassium channel activity
Source: RefSeq, a predicted model, not a curated record